Messenger RNA from Cyprinodon variegatus (sheepshead minnow), 4107 nucleotides. RefSeq names its product chromodomain protein, Y-like 2 (gene cdyl2). The record is from RefSeq and is a predicted model, not a curated record. Gene Ontology annotation, cellular component: nucleus. Lineage: Eukaryota; Metazoa; Chordata; Actinopteri; Cyprinodontiformes; Cyprinodontidae. The coding region runs from base 167 to 1702 and encodes 511 amino acids. Gene Ontology annotation, molecular function: transcription corepressor activity. The transcript has 7 exons.
CUGUCUGCUUGAUCUACUACUGCGGAUUGCUCAGAAUAACAAGACUGCUCGCUAAUUCCCGUCUAUCGGGGCUGUCGGCGAAACACCGAGAGAGUAGGGUCCAAAAAAAAAAAAAAACCCAACAGGGCAGGCAAGAACGCCGCGCCGCCGUUGUCCGCACCCCAGAAUGGCUUCAGGAGAUCUCUACGAGGUGGAACGGAUCGUGGACAAGAGGCGAAACAAGAAGGGUAAGUGGGAGUACCUGAUCAGAUGGAAAGGUUAUGGAAGUAAGGAGGACACCUGGGAACCAGAGCAUCACCUGCUUCACUGUGAGGAAUUCAUCGACCAGUUUAACAGCUCGAGACGGCAUUUGCACAAAAGACCAAAGGUCGACAAACGUCCUGGUGAGAGCCUCACGGCCAGUCAGCAUACAGUGGCAGAAAGUUCCAAGGCACGGUCAGAGGCCCGAAAGAAGAAAAGGACUAGCGUUCCAGCUGUUGGCAUGGGAAUUGGAUCAGUUUUAGGAAUUGGAGGUGGAGUUUCAGGGCCCACUCAAAAACAGAAGAAAGUAGUUACUGGAGCUGGAAAACAUCCUUUAGGAGAGAGAAUGAGUAAAGCCAUGACAUUCAAGGCUCAUCCAUCAAGUGGGUCUCACUGUUUUACCUCGAUGAGGGUUCCUCAUAAUGGACUUCAAAAUGGAGAGAUGGAGCCUCUUAUUUAUGACACAGCUGCAAGGUCACAUCGACUGCCCUCCGAUAAGGUGGAUACAGAUCUAAGAGAAAAAGAUGCCGCUGGACCACCGCUCACUACUCACCUAGACUCUCCUCUUGCCAGUGUGAAGAUGCAUCUGCACAGCUCAGUAAAGCGGAAGUUGGCAGAGGAGAAAGGCUAUGUGUUUGACAAGCGGCUCAGGUACAAUGUCCGACAGAACGAGAGCAACUGUCGAUUCAGAGACAUUGUGGUCAGGAAGGAGGAGGGCUUUACGCAUGUCCUGCUCUCCAGCCAAACCACAGACAACAACGCUCUAACACCAGAGAUCAUGAAGGAAGUCUGUAGAGCUUUGGGGAAUGCAGCUGCUGAUGACAGUAAGCUGUUACUCCUCAGCUCUGUGGGCACGGUCUUCUGUAGCGGCCUGGAGCCCUCAUACCUCAUAGGGCGUUUGUCCACUGACCGCAGGAAGGAGAGCAGCCGAAUUGCAGAAUCUGUACGAGACUUUGUGUUGGCAUUUAUCCACUUCAAGAAACCUAUUGUUGUGGCAAUAAACGGACCUGCUUUGGGAUUGGGGGCAUCCAUUCUGCCUCUCUGUGAUGUGGUGUGGGCGAGCGAGAGAGCAUGGUUUCAAACACCAUGUGCAGCCCUCCACCUCACCCCAUCUGGAUGCUCCUCUUACACCUACCCACAGAUUCUGGGUGUAGCUUUGGCCAAUGAGAUGCUGUUUUGUGGAAGGAAACUUACAGCACAGGAAGCAUGCAGUCGGGGUCUGGUUUCACAGGUCUUCUGGCCAACCACAUUUAACCAAGAGGUGAUGCUGCGCGUGAAGGAAAUGGCAUCAUGCAAUGCAGUGGUCCUAGAAGAAUCUAAAUGCUUGGUGAGGAGCAUCCUCAUCCCAGUCCUGGAGGAAGUGAACGAGAAAGAGUGUCAGAUGCUAAAGCAGCUGUGGUGUUCAACCAAAGGACUGGAGGCACUCUUCAGUUACGUGCACAAUAAAAGCAGUGAAAAGUAACCCCGCAGAGUCAGGAGGAGGUAACGGCUACUGCUGGUCUGAUGCGUCCUGGAUAGGGACAUCCAAGAUGAAAAUGCUGUGACUUACUCUGAGGCUUUGGCUCCAUCCAUCAGAGAAAACCUUCUGGACGUGUGUCUACUUGUGUCACUAGAAACAAAAAUAAAAACUUAACAUCAUUUUUUUUUUUUUUUGUAUCAGAGCUUUUUAUUGGACCCACUGUGUAAUAAUUUCUAUGUUCUUUUAGCAGCAGGGGGCAGCUGUGCAUCAUUUAAAACAGAGAUUAUCUCACUUAAUGUAACAAAGGAGUAAUGCAUAUUAUUAAUAUAUUCAGAUAUUUAUUUCAGAUUUUUUUAAUCUAUGUAUAAGAGAUUUUUGUGAUUUGUUUUAUUUAGUUAACGGGUGUGUUCUGUUUGGUUCUUGGCAUGCACUUUAAUAUUAUCCUCCAUAUAUGAACUGAAAACAGCAGCUUUAGUAAAAAUGUUGGUGGUUGUUCCAAGAUGAAAGCUCAAGAUUUGCCACAAUUUAGCAAAAAAUGACCUCAGUGUGUCAAGAGAACAUGGAACAACAAGUAUAUUAAUAUUUAAGGUAUACCUCCUCAAAUCAUUCAUAUCCCUAAGAGAUUUAGAUGUGAAAGUAUUUCCAUUUGACCAAUGAAUGUUUUCUUGCUGGUUAAUUGGGCAUCUAUGUAAGAUAUAAAAAAAGUACUUUGUUUUUAAGAGAAUAAAAUGAUUACAUUUAAGCCUCAAUGUCCCUUCUGAGGUGUAGAGGCAGUAAAUUAGCACAGGAAAACUAAGAACAUGAGAUGCAACCAAAGGUUUUUAAUUACAUUUUAAUGAAAAGGAAAUGGGCAUACCAUUAUACACAAAUGUGUUUGGUCCUUUUUAAUCAGCUACCAAAAAAAUCUUCAAAGGAAUUGAGCAUUUGGUGGUGGCCUUGUGGUUAGAGUGGUACGCUUGUGUUCUGAGAAGGUUGCAAGUACCCGGUUCAAUGCCCACAGCCUCCUCUCUGGGUCCAUGAGCAAGACCCUUAACCCCUGAUUGCUGCAACGUUGCCCACUGCUCCCCAAGGGGAUGGGUUAAGAUGCAGAAGUGAAUUUCUCCGUUGUGAGAUCAAUGAUAUUUAUUAUUAUUAUUCUUUAAAUCCCUCUCUUCACCAGUGAACAGCUUGUUCCUUGUUUACGCUCAUAUUUUGACUUCUUUUGAUAUGCUUCCAGUUUUUAAGGUUUCCUUCCUUCCUAUCACCCUUUAGCCUUUUCUCCCUCCACAGGUUUCCUCAAAGUUUACUUAUGAUUGAUAAUUCAGUCAUCAUUUAAGACCGUUGGUGUGUGAUGCAUUUUUUUUUUGGAAGAUGUGGAUUGGAUGAUUAUGAUCCUUGAUUGUAUACACUCAGUACUUGUACAUUUUUAAGUAAUAAGGAAGGAAAAGAAAAACACACUAAAAAGUCAAUUAAAGUGUCAAAAUGUGUGUGACUUGAGCCAGCCUGGUCCUGAUCUGCAUGUUUUAUUGAGUAUUUCCUUGAAUAGGAUAUUUUGCAGAGUGUAUUCUAUUAAAUGAUCUAUUUUGUUUUUGCAAAGUCUACAUAUGUGUAGGUCUGUGUAAACUGUUUAGGAAGAGAUGUAAAUAAUUAUACAGUGAAGAUUUACUUGCAUGUAAUAUAUGGUAUUGUACUUCAGGGUAUGUUUUUGUAGCAUUGUAAUUAUUUUUCUAUUUAUUUUAGAUAGCAUUGAAGGUGAAGUGUCAUGUGGCUUCUCUUUGCUUACAGUAGCACUGCAACACUUUUCAUCAAUCGUAAUCUAAAUUAGAUUCCAUAGGUUAACUGCGAAUAAAUUAAGAAUAAAGCUGAUUUUAGAUAAUAUAUUAAUUUCAGAUAAAUUAGAAGCAUGUCCAAUGUUUAUCUUUUGUGUUUUAUGGCAUUUAUGGAUAAGAACAAGUAGAUAACAUGGGAUUUGAUGGAUUUUUCAAGUUGAGACUGUGUUAUUUUGUGGUUAUGGAUUGACUGGAGUGAUAAAAAAUUUCACAAAGUUUUCUUUUUUUAUUAUUAUUAUUAUUUUACAAGUAAAGAUAAAUUUAACAAAUGUUAUAUUUUGAAUAUUAUUAUUUUAAGCCAAAUGAGAAUUCUGAUUAGAUACAUUUUGACAGAUUUUGUUUUAAAAAUUUUAAUCAUUUUAGAGUCAGUAGAUGUUCCUGCAUUUUCUGAGUAUAAAUAGCAGAUAACAGCCUUGAGAUUAAGCAAGCAGGACCCUCAUGCUGUGACUACUUUGAAGUGUAAGUGAAUGUUAAUAUGUUCUGGUGACUUGCACCCACACAUAUUCUUUAAAAUGGGGUUUUUAUCUAUUUAUUUCUCCAUCAUGUUUUUUUUUUAUGUAUCUAAAGGUGUCCAAUUAGAUACAUGAUCAGUUUUUUUAA